This is a messenger RNA of Macrosiphum euphorbiae (potato aphid), 249 nucleotides long. The record is from the annotation of a GenBank genome assembly. NCBI's taxonomy places the organism in Eukaryota, Metazoa, Arthropoda, Insecta, Hemiptera, Aphididae.
AUGAUUGAAAUAGUGAUUGGAAUUAUAAGUGGAAUAACACAGUGGUUGUACGAUCAAUUCCGUGUUUUAUUGAUCGAGGGAAAUCUCGAGGAUUGGCUUCAACUCGCUAAGACAGCAAUAUAUAAAGACUCUAACGAUUACAUGCUCGGCUCAGCUCAACCCAAUAGCACAUAUAAAGCGAUUGAAAUUAAACGACGUGUUGCAAGAUUAUACGAUCAGUUCUGUAUAUGUGCUAUUGGGUUGAGCUGA